This is a messenger RNA of Mastomys coucha (southern multimammate mouse), 4470 nucleotides long. It is a transcript of the gene Tceanc, whose product is annotated as transcription elongation factor A N-terminal and central domain containing. Gene Ontology annotation, biological process: DNA-templated transcription. Bases 1091 to 2161 code for a protein of 356 amino acids. Lineage: Eukaryota; Metazoa; Chordata; Mammalia; Rodentia; Muridae. The transcript has 6 exons. Gene Ontology annotation, cellular component: nucleus. The record is from RefSeq and is a predicted model, not a curated record.
UAGAAAAUUUUACUUUUUCCUUCCCCGAUGUUGAGAGAUUUAAUUUAAAGACUUAGAGGAUGGAUUACUGUUGGUCUGUUCCCUAAACUUCUGGAAAAUUUCACAGUAAACUUUCCUGUCCUUUUUCUUCACGUUUAGACGAUUUUAGUGCAGAUGUGUGUAUCCCUUCCCAUAGUUCUAUAUUUCCAGGCGUCUGCGUGCAUUCAGGCAACACAUUGUAGGGUCUGCUCUUGCUGUGACUGUAAAAGGUUUUAUGUGGGGUGUGUGUACACACACACUGGUAAAUGGUAAAAUGUAUACACGUAUGUGAACUACAACUGCCAAGAAAUGUGUCUGAUCUGUGUUACAAAUGUAAAGCGCAGCAGAUUUUUCUGAGAAUUAACACAAGGAAUUAAAAUACCUGUUUAAGGACAGUUUUGGGGUGCAGCUUAGGUGUAGCUCAGUAGUAGAGCACAUACUUUAAUAUGCAUAAGGCCCUGGGUGUGAUCUCUACCAUCACAUUUUAAAGGAAAAAUAUUUUGGCUGACUAAAACUAGAAUUAAUUCCCUCCGUUUUUUAACAUACUAUCACACAUUUAAAAAAUAUUUUUGCGGCUUGAAAUCUUUAUGUGAGAUAGAUAGCAUUGCUCUACAAAAGGUGCUUACAAACAAUACCCUGUGGCCAAACACAGACUGCCCCCUUUCUCGUUUGAAAUAAGGUCUCUUGUAGCCCUGGCUGGCCUCUGUCUGACCACACUGGCUUUAUGAGGUGUGCGUGGAGGGGGUGGAGGUGAGGAGGGUGCAAACUCAGUACCCUGUGCAUGCUAGGGUCUGUCAGUGAACCUGAAGCUUCACCAGUUCAGCUAGACUGCCUGGUCGGUGAACUCCAAAGACUCACCUGUUUCUCCCUUCCCGUUGCUGUAAUUACAGAAAGUAUUUGUUGGCCUCCUGUCCUGGAACAACAGCUGGACUUUCCAGGAUACAGUGACUGAGUACAAGCAAGUUGCUGUAGAGUGACAAGAAAAGAAACCCACAAGCUGAAGAAAGAGAAAGCAUCUUGGAUAUUUUGUAACAGAAGAGAAUAUCUCCUAAGGUGCUUGUCAGCUGUGAAAAUGUCUGACAAGAACCAGAUCGUUGCCAGGGCUUCCUUGAUUGAGCAACUGGUAUCUAAAAGGUAUUUUGAGGAUAUUAGUAAACAGCUUACUGAGCUAGAAAUGAUUUAUGUGUCUAAGGAGCAUUUGCAGGAGACAGAUGUAGUCAGAGCUGUUUACAGAGUCCUCAAAAAUUGCCCAUCAGUGGCUUUAAAAAAGAAGGCCAAGUGUCUGCUGGCCAAGUGGAGAGGUUUCUAUAAGAGUACACACUUCAAAACAAGGGAAAAAGUACUCCAUACAAAUGCUAAUAAAGAAAGUGUAGCAGUUUCUCAUAAUGUAAGCCAGGAUGAAACAUCAGGCUCUAGCCAUAAUGAGAUAUUGGGUCUCUGCAGUUCUCUUUCUAGGUUGUCACCCCAAGAGGCUGCAAAGCCUGCUGCAGCAAUUGGAUCUGAAAGUAGCACUGCUCAAAUGGAAAUUAAUGAAGGAUAUUUUGAGGGUGAUGACUCUGAAUCCACUAGCAAGAGCUCAGGUGUGUUACAAGAUCCCUUAGUGUCUGUGAGAUCUAAGUGCACAGAACUUCUUUACACAGCAUUAGCUAGUUCUUGCACAGAUCACACAAAAUUUGACGUAUGGCAGAAUUUAGCAAGAGAAAUUGAAGAGCACAUUUUUAUCCUUCAUUCAAACAAUAUCAAAAAGUAUAAAACUAGUAUUCGAAGCAAAGUUGCCAAUUUGAACAACCCCAGAAAUUCUCAUUUACAACAAAACUUGCUCUCCGGAACCAUAUCUGCAAGGGAAUUUGCUGAAAUGACUGUUCUAGACAUGGCAAACCAGGAACUGAAGCAGUUGAGGGCUUCCUACAUAGAAUCCAGUAUUCAGGAACAUCACCUUCCCCAAACAGUUGAUGGCACACAGACAAAUAAAAUCAAAUGUAGGCGAUGUGAUAAAUACAACUGCAAGGUCACUGUAAUUGCCAGAGGAACACUUUUCCUUCCAAGUUGGGUACAGAAUUCAAACCCAGAUGAACAAAUGACCUAUGUCAUUUGUAAUGAAUGUGGGGAGCAGUGGUACCAUAACAGCUGGGUGUGCUUGUGAUUUGUAAAUAAUCCUUCCAAGGGUAUAUGUUUUAUAUAUAUAUAACCUAACUGUUUGUGCUUUUUUUUCCACAAAAUCUUAAUAUUAUUUUUGCUUUUGGGAUUUUAGUUCAUGAAAGAUGUCAGUAUGUAGCCAAAGGUGGCCCAGUUUCAUGAGUGCUUGCAUUACAGGUAUACACCAACACACCUGACUUUCUAUACUGUUCUUACUACAAUCCUAAGACUAAGGAAAGAGUUGUUUGCCAAAGUGUAGGCCAUAGAAAGCUAUCACAUUGUACUUUGUGACCACUUAGUACUUUACUCAGAGUGGCACUGUAGCUCUACACAGCCUGAGAGAGCAUGUUAGAGAUGAAGACUCUUGCCUAAUGCUCCUUGAGUCCUGAUCUGCAUUUUCACAGAGUCCCCAGGUUAUCCUCUGGGAUAAUUUGAGAAUCACUGGCAUAACAGCAGGACUGUGGUUCCUUAGGAGUGACUAUAUAUUAGAAUUUUCUGGAGAGCAUUGAAAUGUAUCGGUGCUAAGGGCCAAGCCUAGUACAAUUCAGUAUGAACCUAUGGCCUGGACCCAGUAAUCAACACUGCUCUGGUCAUUUCUUGGUUCAUUUUAAGUUGCAGUUACAGUUAGGAACUACCUGUAAAUAGUCUCUCAUUUGAGCCUUUCCAUAGUUCUGAAUAAAUUAAUGUUAUUCUGGAGACUUUAUAGAUGAGGAAAGAAGCCCACCUGCCCAGGUUACACAUCUGUAUAUAGUCUGCCUCAUACCAAUCCCAGAUUUUCCAGCUUACUUCUGAAGCAGUUGUGAUGGCACAUACCUGUAAUCCAAAUGCUAGGGUGAAUGAGGCAGGAGGAUUUAUGUGAGUUCCUGUCUCAAAACUGUUAAAAGUGCAUCAUGUUUCUAGCCUGUAAUCCUAGCAUUGGGGAUGCUAAGGCAGAAUCCCAUAGUUGAAGGCCACCUGGGUUAUAUAGAGAAACACUGCCAAACCCAAAAAGAUUCAGUCUGAAAACGGCUUAAUAUUGACUUUGUAAGAAGUAUACUCUUGAAAAUGGGUGCUAAGCAAAUAGUGUUUGUGACCUGGAAGCUUAUGUGACUAGAGUUUUAUUCUUUUGUCCUUAAUUUUCUCAUUUUUCAAGUCUCUUUGACUGGUGAAAAGUUGAACUGUAAGUUAGAAUUUGGAUCGGAGCCUGCUUCCUUAGUUGAAUGACCUGUGUAUAUUUUUUUUUUUGAGCACUUCAUAAAGUAUGAUAUAUAGUUUGUUGAUGUUAGGAAUCUCUAUGCCAUCAAAGGCAUGUGUGUUGGGUUUGGAAUUGAAAUUCUGCUCAUGUGAAAAUGACACUAGUUGUUAGAGGAAGUUCACUCCUUUAAUCUCAACAUUUAUUUACAUACUAACUGAAGAGGAAAUCACUUACGCCUUUGCAAACAUUGUUUACUGAUUUGUAUGCUUAUUCACAAGCUUUUUUUAUGUGAUUAUGACUAAGUUUUUCCUUAAAAGUAUUAAAGUGUUUAUCAUUUGGGGUUUUGAUGUCUUUUACCAUGUAAAACAAUUUUAUACAUAAUCAACAGAAACCUUGCAUAUAUGUACUCCUUUUACAGUUGACCCAGUGAUUAGAUAUACAUUUUCUCUUUUUGUUGUUUGACAAUGAUAUGUGAAGAGCUUCUAUUUUUAUAAGACUAGCUUCACUCUGUAGCCUAAGCUGGAUUCAAACUCACACUGGCUGGCCUUAACCUCCAGAGUACUAUGAUUGGCAGCGUAAGCCACCAUUUAUUGAUUUUAUCAUACCAAAGAGUUUAUUUCUUAGUUUCAUAUAAACUUACAUUUUCACUAGUUAUUAUCUCCUAACUCCCCAGUAUUCCUUCUAUGGGAUCUGUAGGCUUUUCUUUAAAUAUAUAUUUUUACCUCUAUAUAACAUUUCCCCAGUGGGUGCAUAAAACGAGCAAAUAUUUCUGUUUUAGAUUUUUUUGAAGAAAUUAGUUUGAAACUGUCAAGUCUGAAUUAUAUUUUGUUGUUUCUUCUCCAUAUCUCCAUAUGGCAUUCCAGGGCUGUUCACCGCGAUGCAAUGUGUUACUCCUUUAAAGAGUAACUUACAAAGUCAUCAAAAAUUCAAAAGUUUCACAAAAUGUGGUGGUUUCAUGUGACUUGAAAUGAUCUUAAAACCUAGACAGUGGUUGUGCAAGAGCACACACAGCAUAUAAAAACCUUGUUUAAUUUGUUCAAAUCAGUUUGAUGUUUGGAUUUUCUAUGUAACUAUGUAUGGAUUUUUAUAUUGAGAAUUUGUAAGCUACAUUUACCAAAAAUAAAAGCAUUUGAAAUGGAAAA